UGUAACUGACCAAGAGGCCGCUUUGGCUGGCAGCUGGCGGAGCUGCUGUCUGUUUGCAGUGCUGGGUGCUGGUCCUCCCGCCCAGCAGCAUCCCCGGCGGCUGUGGCUGGUGUCGCCUGGCUCUGGGUUGACGCGCGCGUGUCCUGCGGGCCACCACCGGGGCGUGCACGGGUGCCCUGAGCAUGAGCUGCGUCCUGGCGCGCAGGGAGGACCGAGGGAGGCCAGCGCCUUGGGACACACAGCACUGCUCACAGGGUUCUGCAUUCCAAACAAUUCUGGAAAGACUGCCCAGGACUGGAUGAAUAAUUAAGUUUUGAUUUUGCAUCUUCGUGAAUGAGUGAACUGAAGCAAUAAUUCUGCACUGGAAUAUGUUCUGCAAAACAUCUUUGUAUCACAGAAUAACAACCUCAUCAGAAAGAAAGGCUAGACUACACAAAGUUCCGUCAAAUCAAAUUUGAUUUUUCUUUUAGAAUAAUUUUGAAUAUUCAUUGUGCAACAAAGCUAUUCUUCUGGUAACCAGAGGAACACUUUCCAUUUCACUUUGAAAUAUUAACCCAUGCAUACUUGUAUCUACAAAGGAAAUCAUAUAAAGGUGCGUUGGUCUUAGUAGAAUAUAACACCAGGCAACGUGGUAGAUGUUGGGAAUAUGUAGAGUCUACAAACUGGACAUCGUUUCUGUCUUCAUGAAGCUUUCUGCCUACUGGAAGAAACAGUUUUUUGGUUUUUUUUUGUUGUUUUUUUUUAUCAAACAAGCACAACAAAACAUGUAGGUGCAAAAUGUGACAAGUACUCUGAGGCAGAGGAGAACAUGCUGUGUGAACAUGUAACAGGGGAGUUAGUUUCAAUGUGGGGCCUCUGUGACCACAUGGCAUUUAAAGAUUUUCAGGUUUUUUAAAUUAACUCUGGGAGCAACCUGGGUUCAGAAGAGCAUCCCAGGCAGGGAGGACAGAAUGUUAAAAGGUCCUGAGGUGGAAUGGGAAAAUCCAGUUUCUGGCUCAUGUUUCAUUCUCAAUAUUUGUUGAAUGAAUGAAUAAAUGCCACCUGAAAAAUACUUCUGCAUUGAAGCAGAAUAGUGUAAUUAAUCAUGAAAAUAAAUUUUAGCCAUUAUGAUGUAGUGUAAAUGCUUCAAAGCAUGUACUUUGUGCUGCAGGCAAAUGGUUCAGAAUAUCUAGUUUCUCAUAAUGUUCAAUUUUUUUAAAUUUUGCUUUUAGCUGUUGUUCCCUUAAAAUAGAUCAGUAAUAGAAUCUUCAGAGCUAAAUAUGUGAGCUCUGCAAAAGUGUUCCAACUUUUGUGAGAAGAUGUCUCUUGACUGGCGCCAAAAUUAGGAUGAGGGGCCCAGGUCUUAAUCCACUACAAGGGUCAUAACAUCAUGUUAUAUCACCUCAACAGGGAGUGGAAUAAGUAUUUUAGAUAUGGAAAAGUAGCUUUAAGUUUAGGUUUCAAUUUCCUUAUUUGUGAAGGGUACCUACCUUUCCUACAAUGUUUGUGAGAGUUCUGAGAACUAUAAAGUUCUCUUUUGUAAUUGCCUAAGGUAUACUUAUAUGCAUGUGUAGAUAUGGGUAUAAAACACUGAUUAUUGGAAGAGGGAAAAGGGAUUUAAAUUUAUUAAGGGCCCACUACACACCAAACGUUGACAUGCAUAGUAUAAUUUAAACCUUCAUGGUACUGCUUCGUGGUAAAUGGUAUUUUCCUCAUUUUAUAUGUGGAAAGACACAAGUAAGAAGUUAGCUAAUUUGGCCAGGAUUUAUACCCACUUUUAUCAUCAAAACCAGAGUUUCUAUUCCCCAUGUGGGCUUGAGUUCUCUGUAGCAGAGAUAGCAAGCAGUCCAGAGGUGGCAGAGCAUGCAGGCUACUUAAUCUUUCUGUGACUCCAUUACCUAAUCUGUAAAAUGGGAAUAAGGACAAAAAUAGUACCGGCCAAGAGUGAUGGUGGAAGGAAUUCAAGUAGACUAAUUUAAGAUAUACUUUAGUUAUUUGUAAAGUCAAUCAGACUUUGUAAAGGACUGGAUGCCAGGGGGGAGAAAGAAAACAUUAUAAUGGAAGACUGACAUUUCUUGGUUUGAGUAGCUGGAUAAGGGGUGACAACAUUCUUUGGAUAGGAAACAUUGGAAGGAGAGGAAACUGGCACCAGUUAGAUUUUGGAGACAUGGAAUUUAAACUACCUUUGAGACAUGCAAGUGUAUACAUCAGUUAGGCCACAGGACACAUGGAACUAGAGACAAGAGUAGAGGCCUGGGCUGAAGAUGACCUUGAGGAAUCCUUGGUGUAUAAAAUUUUAGGAGUGGAUUGGAAGAAGGGGGGCUCAGGGCCUAGCCUUGAGGAAUUCAAGCAGUGAAACUUCAAACAAAAUGAUACUUUUAAAAAGAAAAACAAAACAUAAGCUCUGAAAAAUAACAGCAGUGUUGUUAACAAACAGAAAAUUUGAAGACUUCCUAGGAGCCAGAAAGCAGAUAGGGCUGGGAAAUCUAUGAAAGAAAAAACCAGGGUAAACCAGGGUAUGGAGUGGGAGGGACCGUGGGAGCCUGGUAGCAGUUCAAGUUAAGUCAAUAUGUACAAAGAGGAGGAUUGGACCGCAGGCAACCAGUGACCAGUAUUCACCAAGCAAGCUCAGUUUGGACAUCUUGGUCAGUUUGGGCUGCCACUGGUGCCCAUCGGAUAAGGCUGGUUGUAAAGAAAAUCUGAAGAUGGACUCUAGAAUAGGUCUGAGGGCCACCACAGCAGACAGCGAUGGGUAACAAGCAGGACUGGAAGCUCCGCCAAGAGAAAAUACAUCGCAGCAUUUUGCUCCCAGAGGCACCUCUCUGUCCCAGAGGGCCAGCUGAGUCUGGGUGUGGGCUCCUCUGAGGGCACUCAGACAGGCCCUCCAAGAGAGCAAGCCAUCAGUGACAGGCCUGCAAGACAUCAGAGCAACCCUGAGAGCUAGCUGUCGAAGUCAGCCAAUAGACUCUCCAUUCAUAAAUAUGACUAGACAACUGAGGACUGCUAAGACUGUAAGGAAAACCAGCAGCAUGAAAGAGAAGAGCCAAGAAUGAACGAGCAGAAGAACUAACUCCAGAGAAAAAAAUACAUAAUUUAAGGAACAAAAGGAACCCUUGAAAACUUCCAAUCAAUAUUCUGAGAAAGAGUUAAGAAAAUAAUUACAUCUGAAAACAAACAACAAAGAACAGAGUGUACUGAACACCAACACAAAGUGGAAGAGCCUUGAGCUGAAGGUACAGUAUACUGUUUACACUGAAGGAGCUCGUGUGUGGACAAGGAAGCGCUGACGGCUCAAAUGGAUCCUGUGGAACUGGCAAAUGUCAACAUGGGACCCGAUGAUGAGAGCAGCAGUGGAGAAAGUGCUCAAGACAGCUACUCCGGGAUGGAAAACUUAGAAAAGGCAGCAAUGAGCAGUCAAUUUACUAAUGAAGAUGAUGAAAGUCAGAAAUUCCUGACAAAUGGAUUUUUGGGGAAAAAGAAGCUGGCAGAUUAUGAUGAUGAGCAUCAUCCUGGAAACACCUCGUUUGGAAUGUCUUCAUUUAACCUGAGUAAUGCCAUCAUGGGCAGCGGAAUCUUGGGCCUGUCCUACGCCAUGGCCAACACAGGGAUCAUACUGUUUGUAAUCAUGCUGCUUACUGUGGCAAUAUUAUCACUCUAUUCAGUUCACCUUUUAUUAAAGACUUCAAAGGAAGGAGGGUCUCUGAUUUAUGAAAAAUUGGGGGAAAAGGCAUUUGGAUGGCCUGGGAAAAUCGCAGCUUUUAUUUCCAUUACAAUGCAGAACAUUGGAGCAAUGUCAAGCUACCUCUUUAUCAUUAAAUACGAACUACCUGAAGUAAUCAAAGCAUUCAUGGGACUUGAAGAAAAUACGGGAGAAUGGUACCUCAAUGGCAACUACCUCGUCAUAUUUGUGUCUGUUGGAAUCAUUCUCCCACUUUCUCUACUUAAAAAUUUAGGUUACCUUGGUUAUACCAGUGGAUUUUCUCUUACCUGCAUGGUGUUUUUUGUCAGUGUGGUGAUUUAUAAGAAAUUCCAAAUACCCUGCCCUCUGCCCAAUCUGGAUCACAAUGUUGGAAAUUUGACAUUCAACAAUACAUUUCCAAUGCACGUGGUAAUGUUACCCAACAACUCUGAGAGCAGUGGUGUGAACUUCAUGAUGGAUUACACCCACCAGAAUCCUGCAGGGCUUGAUGACAACCCGGCCAAGGACUCUCUUCAUGGCAGCGGAGUAGAGUAUGAAGCACACAGUGAUGACAAGUGUCAACCCAAAUACUUUGUAUUCAACUCCCGGACCGCCUAUGCAAUUCCUAUCCUAGCAUUUGCUUUUGUUUGCCACCCUGAGGUCCUUCCCAUCUACAGUGAACUUAAAGAUCGGUCCCGGAGGAAGAUGCAGUCAGUGUCGAAUAUUUCCAUCACGGGGAUGCUCAUCAUGUACCUGCUUGCUGCCCUCUUUGGUUACCUAACAUUUUAUGGAGAAGUUGAAGAUGAAUUGCUUCAUGCUUACAUCAAAGUGUACACAUUUGACACCCCUCUCCUCAUGGUACGCCUGGCGGUCCUUGUGGCAGUAACACUAACGGUGCCCAUCGUCCUGUUCCCAAUUCGUACGUCAGUGACAACACUGUUAUUUCCCAAAAGGCCCUUCAGCUGGAUAAGACAUAUCCUGAUUGCAGCCAUGCUUAUUGCACUUAACAAUAUUUUGGUCAUCCUUGUGCCAACUAUAAAAUACAUCUUUGGAUUCAUAGGGGCUUCUUCUGCCACUAUGCUGAUCUUCAUUCUCCCAGCAGCUUUUUAUCUUAAACUUGUCAAGAAAGAACCUCUUCGAUCACCCCAAAAGGUUGGGGCUUUAAUUUUCCUCGUGGUUGGCAUCAUCUUCAUGAGUGGAAGCAUGGCGCUCAUUAUCACGGACUGGAUUUACAAUCCCCCGAAUUCCAAGCAUCACUAACCCAAAGAAAAAUACUUUCUUUUUCUACUGGAAGUGGUUACAAAUUAAGCUCCAAAGGACAUGUGAGCUAUUUUACCCCGAUGAUUGGAAUGUUAUUCAUAGGAAGUAACAAGAAGAUUCCAAAGAUAUUCACCAGUAACAUCACCAGGCACCUUCAGAAGAGAAAAUCGUCAUUUUUGUCAAGAGUGGCUGUUUAUGUGUUUAAAAUCCGUGGUGCACAUUUCUACGCAGGUUUUGCCAGAGGGGUAUAAGAUGAUGUAUUUUUGCUGUUGUACAAACAGAAUAAGGGUAGCUGAGUGUAAUGGUCAUCAGAUAGCCCCCUCCCCCUUUCCAUAGUACCAAAUGCUUGUAUUCUCAGAAUAUCAAAUGAAAUGCCCUGGUGGCAAAGCUAUCACCACUUAAUGCCUUCCCCUAAUCUUGCACUAAACACUUUGGAUCUAUUUAAUAACAGAGGCAAAAGGCACGUCUUACAAACUUGUCCCUGUAAGAUAUAUGAAUGAUCAGACACCAGGCUAGAAUAUCUUAUUGUCAACAGUAAAAGAAUAUUUUGCCCAUCCUAUUUGUGACAUUGAAUUAAUGACUUCUUCAUUUAGACUUUUUUUAAACAUUAUGAGAGGGGUCUUAUUUAAAUUAUAGAGCAACAACAAAAAUAAUGCUUAUAGCUAAACUGCCUGUUCUGGAAGCAUUUGCUUUUUCAUAUUAGUCUUAGUCCUCUUAUCAUACUUUUAUUAUUGAACAAUGCUCUCCCUCUCGUCUUCCAUUCUCAUUCAGAAUUUUUAGAAGACCACAAUUCAUGUGGAGGUACACUACCCAGUAUUGUUUGAUACAUUUUUAUUUGAUAAACAUUCAGUGCAGGAAACUGUGAUUGCUAUAUGUUUGUGUAUAUAAUCUUAUUCUGUAGUCACCAGAAUUUUAAUGUAUGGUACAUCUGAUUUUUAUUUUUUACGUGUGUAGUUUGUCUCUCAUUACAGUCAAAACAUUUAUAUUAUUUGGGGUGAGGGCAGGGAAUUAAGUUGAUGGGCUCAAAAAUCCAUUUGUAUGUAUCUGUCUAUUGGGGAUAUUUUAAAUUUGAAACCUAAGUUAUACAUAGCUCAGUAAUGUUCUUUUUCAAUGUUUACAGUAAUAUCAUAAUCACCUACAAGAAAAUAAGUUCUUAUUUGCAAAUAAUUAUUAAUAAUACUGUUCAUUUAAUUUAGCAUAACUACAAUAGCAUUUAGUUCAUUAUAUCUUAGACAGGUGUUUGCUGACAUUUAUUUGCCAUUUACUACAAUGUUGAGUGGUUCUCCAUAAAAAUAAAUGCUAACACUACAAGGAGAAGCAAACUAUUAUUUUUGCUCACUUCUACAGCAUACAUGAAAUGGAUUUAAAAAAUAGUACUUACCGCCUGGAAUUUCUGGAGUUUGCUACUUUUUUUUCAAAUCAGUAGCAAGAACAUUUGUUCUAUAUUUUAUAUUUUAGUAAAGCCAAGUAUGAAAUACAAGUAUCAUAUAAGUAUGAUAAUAUUAAAUCAUAUUCUAAUAGUUUUUCUGGAAUGUGCUAUAAGAAAAUAUAUUUGUUUUAUGUAUUAUUUUCUAGAGGCACAAUACUGUAAAAUGGUGCACUUUUUUAUGGAAAUUGAACAUUACUAGAAACUAUCAUAACUUUUAAGUUACUAUUAUUGGAAAAAAUUUUCCAAACAGCAUCUUUAAGAUGUAUUUUCAUUCAUCUAAAGAGAUAGCAGGUGGAAAAGUUGCUUUCUGAGUGUUAAAAAAAAGUUUAAUCUGAAUGUUUUUAAAUGUAAAUAUCAAUAAUUAACAAAAAAGUGGAAAACUGUAAAAUCUGUAUAUAUUUUGAAUGUUUUACAUUUGAAAUGACUAACUUAAAAAUGUCAACAUAUGUAAUUAUAUAAAUACUCAAGAGCAAUACUACAAUGCCCCAUAAUGAAGCACCAUUUCUUUCUCAUGGCCAUUUCGGGAUGAAUUCAGACUGCAGGGCAGACAUACAUAUGGUUAAUUUAACCCCAUUUGUAAACAGAUAAAAAUUUUAUUUUCUUAUUUCAUUUAUAAGAUGGUUCAAUGUAUUGGGAGGCUUUUUUAUUACAGAAAGUGUAUAUUGGUAUAUAAUAAAUGAACUUUUCAAAAUGAC
Messenger RNA from Myotis myotis, 7042 nucleotides. It is a transcript of the gene SLC38A4, whose product is annotated as solute carrier family 38 member 4. The record is from RefSeq and is a predicted model, not a curated record. The coding region runs from base 3275 to 4918 and encodes 547 amino acids. The transcript is spliced from 18 exons. Gene Ontology annotation, biological process: amino acid transmembrane transport. Gene Ontology annotation, molecular function: amino acid transmembrane transporter activity. Lineage: Eukaryota; Metazoa; Chordata; Mammalia; Chiroptera; Vespertilionidae.